AUGCCGACCAACCGAUCAGUUUGGCAAGACAAGCCCGGAGUCCCAGGUAUCAUCCCCAUCAACCCCUGUGAUGCCAUACUUCAAGACCAAUCUCUGCCGUUCAUCAAAUAUCCAAUUAUCUUAGGUCAGGACCUCGCCGGCACCGUCGAGGCGGUUGGAUCUACCGCCGCCUCGAAGUUCAAGGUGGGAGACCGUGUUUUUGCUUUCACCAUCAACAACGGCUUCCAGGAAUAUGUCCCCGUCGACUAUACCCUAGCUGCCCGGAUCCCAGACGGCUUAUCCUUCAGUGAAGCUUCUGUCUUCCCGCUCUGCAUUACCAGCGCCUCCUUUGGUCUCUUCGGAAAGGACUUCUUGGGGUUGCCUCACCCAAGUCUCAACGCCACCAGCACCGGCAAGUCUCUCCUGAUCUGGGGUGGUAGCUCAGCUGUUGGAAGCAAUGCCAUUCAGCUGGCCAAGGGCGCUGGCUUCGAGGUCUUCACUACUUGCUCCCCUCGUAGCUUCGAUUACGUGAAAGACCUCGGUGCUAGUAAGGUCUUCGACUAUAAUAGUCCCACUGUCACCGACGACAUUGUCGCCGAGCUCGAUAAGGGCGUAUGCGCUGGCAUCUACCUUGCCAUUGGAAGCGUAGCUAGUGCUUGCCAAGUUUCGUACAAGUCAAAGCAGAAACUGUUCGUUGCAUCUUCCAACCCAGUGCAGCCACGAGAUGUCCCAGAAGGCGUCGAUGCCAAAAUGGUAUUUGGAACUGGCGGUGUCGACAUGUUUAAGGAGACACUUCCCGUUACUUUCGGCGGAUAUCUCGUAGAGGCGUUAGGGAAAGGUGUCUACAAGGUCGCUCCACGGCCAGAAGUGGUUUCUAGAAAAGGCAUUGACGGUAUUCAGGACGCGAUGGAUAUCUUCAAGAAGGGUGUUUCGGCAAAGAAACUAGUUGUAGAGAUUGAAUAG
Annulohypoxylon maeteangense is the source of this 942-nucleotide messenger RNA. Its product is annotated as GroES-like protein. NCBI's taxonomy places the organism in Eukaryota, Fungi, Ascomycota, Sordariomycetes, Xylariales, Hypoxylaceae. The coding region runs from base 1 to 942 and encodes 313 amino acids. The record is from RefSeq and is a predicted model, not a curated record. Gene Ontology annotation, molecular function: oxidoreductase activity, acting on NAD(P)H. The transcript has 2 exons.